This is a messenger RNA of Microtus oregoni (creeping vole), 2558 nucleotides long. It is a transcript of the gene Mief2, whose product is annotated as mitochondrial elongation factor 2. Lineage: Eukaryota; Metazoa; Chordata; Mammalia; Rodentia; Cricetidae. The transcript has 4 exons. Gene Ontology annotation, biological process: mitochondrion organization; positive regulation of mitochondrial fission. The record is from RefSeq and is a predicted model, not a curated record. The coding region runs from base 186 to 1556 and encodes 456 amino acids. Gene Ontology annotation, cellular component: mitochondrial outer membrane.
GUUGUGCUCUCGGAUUGGAGCGAGGGCUUGCUCAUCCAGAGUGCCUUUCGGGUCACCUGCCGCCCCGGGGCUCGGCGUUCGGUUCCCGGGCCUUGCACGUUCCAUUCCCAGGCAGGUCCUGGGGCUCCAGGAUCCUACUCGCUGCGUCCUCGGGUCGGUGUGUUCAGGCCGGGACGCAGGCGACCAUGGCAGAGUUCUCACAGAAGCAGAGGAAGCAGCGUGGCAACGAAGGCCUGGGCAGUGUGGUGGACUUCCUCCUGGCUAAUGCUCGUUUGGUGCUAGGUGUGGGCGGGGCUGCAGUGCUAGGCAUUGCCACCCUGGCUGUAAAGCGGCUCAUCGACAGGGCCACUAGCCCUCGGGAUGAGGAUGACACCAAGGGGGACAGCUGGAAGGAACUGAACCUGCUGAGAGCCACAUCACACCAACAGCCCCAACCCCCCCCUGCUGCCCUCAGUCAGCCCAUACCUCUUGUGUCCCCCUCACCCUCUGUCCCAGUGGAGCCCACAGCCGCUCAUUCUCAGACCACACCGACGCCUCAACCCAGCUCCCUAGCACCUUUGUGCCUGACGUUGCAGGAGAAGCUGCUGGCAUUUGAGCGCAACCGCGUGACUGUCCCAGAAGCCCAUGUGGCUUUGGUGAAACAGCUGGCUGGAGACAUUGCCUUGGAGCUGCAGGCCUACUUGAGGAGCAAGUUCCCAGAACUGCCCUUUGGUGCACUGGUGCCAGGCGGGCCUCUCUACGAUGGGCUACAGGCAGGGGCUGCUGAGCGUGUGCGCCUGCUAGCACCCCUGGAGUUAGAACCAGGGCUGUGGAGCCUGGUACCUGGCAUGGACACUGUGGCCAGGGAACCUCGGUGCUGGGCUGUGCGCAGGACCCAGCUUGAGUUCCAUCCCCGUGGGCGCAGCCCAUGGGACCGCUUCCUGGUCGGGGGUUAUCUUUCCUCCCGUGUCUUGUUGGAGCUGCUACGGAAGGCUCUGGCAGCCUCCGUCAACUGGCCAGCCAUUGGUAGCCUACUUGGGUGUCUGAUCCGGCCCAAUGUGGCUUCUGAGGAGCUGCUGCUGGACGUGCAACAUGAGUGUCUGGAGUUUUCUCUAGCUGUGCUCCUGGUGGUCCCUGGGGCCAGCACUGAUGGUCGCCUUCUGCUGGCGUGGCCCCUGGAGGGGCUGGCUGCCAAUCUCUGGCUACAGGAUCUAUAUCCUGUAGAAGCUGCCUGUUUGCGGGCCCUGGAUGACCAAGAUGCUGGCGCUCGCCGGAGGUUGUUGCUGCUGCUAUGUGGUGUGUGUCGUGGCCAUCCGGCUCUGGUGCGACUGGGCUGGAGCCACCUGACCCAGGUGGUUCUGCAUCUGGGUAAAGAGGAAGUAGCCUGGACCGAGGAGGCCUUGGGGGAUCGCUUUCUGCAAGCCCUGGAGUUUCUGGUGGGCAGCUUGGAGCAGGCUAACCUGCCCUGUCACUUCAACCCCAGUGUGAACCUCUUGGACAGUUUUCGGGAAGAGGAGAUCGAUGACAUUGGCUAUGUACUGUACAGUGGUCUGCAGGUCCCUGAGAGCCUACUCUAGGUAGAUGAGGCCCAUCAUUGACUUGUUCUUCUGAUGCUGGAGAGCAGCAGCUACCUCCCUCCAGGGACACUGCAGAGUGUGGUUUGCUUUAUUUUAGCCAGAGUGGAGGGGAGGAUGCAUUACCUAAGCCUGUGGGUAGGCAUGUGCCUGGGUGAUGGUGACCAGAAUUCCCAAAUCCAGAGAGUCUGGGUUCAUGUCACCUAAUGUGACUAGCCUGUCCUGGCUUUUAGUGCCAGCCGCACUGAUGCCCCUUGGCCCUCUGGGGUUAUCUUAUGAUCUUGGGCUUAGUCUGUCAUCACCAGCAAUGAACGUGGCUUUUGAUUUCCUAGACUUCACCUACAUUUUGCCAAGAAGGACACUUAAUGUUCUUGGUUGGGUAAGAGCCCCAGGUAUCCUGGAGGUACCCACAGUUGGUCACUGAGUCUCGUGUUUGUUAGUUACUCUCUGGGGCAGGAAUCAUCUGGCACCCUGGAAGGUAGCUUUUUAGCUGUUGAAGGAUGGCGUUUUCCUGCCGGUCAUGCAUUUGUUUCUCUGGUUGAGUCCUCGGGCAUUGAAAUGGAAGUGGUCUUCCUUGCUGCCUGCCUGCCUGCCCGCCUUAUACCUUAGGGAAGAAAGGUCUUGUUUCCUCUUGCUAGGUGGGUUUUUCUGUAGGUCACAAAUUACCUCUGGGAGAGCCCCUUCCUAUUUGGGGGCUGAGCUCUGUGCUGCCUGUGCAAGGCUAUCUCAUAGUGGCUGCUCCUGGGCCUCACUGCAGGGUUGAGGACAUGCCCCUCCCAGAGGCCUGCGUGCAGCCAUGGCCUAUGCAGCCUGCCAAAAUAUUCAUGAUAAAUGUCUGUGUCCUCACCUGGAACCCUGAUUAAGGUGGCAUGGCUAGAGGAGGGAUAUUACCUCCCCUGCCAGGGGCCCUUUCUAUUUUUAGGUAUCCCCCACCACACACACACACACACACACACUGAAACAAUGCUAUGCCUUGAAGAGUGAAUAAAAGAAGGAUCAUUUUUA